AUGCUUGUCGUUGUCCUCAUCUGCGCGCUCGUCUCGUUGGCUACGGCCGGCAUCCCUUUCCCCAGGGACUCUAUCACCGUGACGGCCGCCGACACUGCGCCCUGUGACGACGUGACGUUCAACGUCACCAACUUGGUCGUCGACUGCUCCUACACGCCGGAAGAGGAAAAGGCAGCCGGCACCCUGCUCCGCCUCGUCGACGUGAGACUCACGGCUCUCGGCUCGAUCCCGGUCCAGAACAGCCUGCCGAUCUUCGAGUCCAAGCAGGCCGCGCCACCUUCCCUGGAAAUUGUUCCACACCAUCACGGCGCUUGUCUACAACGCGACGAUGCGGUCCCCCUGGCUGAUCACAUUGGCGGCGGCCCGCUGGAGCUCAAGCUGGACGUAACGCUGUCCUGGAAGUACCCAGAGCCGCCUCCAGCCGAAAAGCCCUACAAGGAAUGGUCCUGGAAUAUCGUUGGCUCGGGUAUGCUCGAGGGUACCGCCGGCGAGGGCAAAUUCGUUGGACAGAUCGAGCACUGUCAGGCAACCCUCACCUUGGAGCGCAAAUGCUCAGGAUCAGCGCCACGAGACUUGUGCCCCGGACCGGCCCCGCCCGACGGCAACAGCUUUUGGCUCUUCGUCGCGAUCUCGGUCGGCCUGCUCGUCUUUUCUAUCUGCUUCACCAUCAUCUGCUGCUGCCAAGGUCUUCAAGCGACUGAAGAAGAAAAGGACAAGGGGAAGCCGAAUCGCAUGGACGAGGACGAGAAUUCUGACGACGACGCGAAGAAGGGCAAGAAGAAGGGCAAGGGCGGAAAGGACGCAAAGGGAGGGAAGGGCGACAAGGGCGACAAGAAGAAGAGCAAGCCGAAGACCGAGGAAGAGGAGGAGAAAUCGAAGACGACGGGAUCGGUUGAAGCUGGACAUACGGAUCUGGAUGAGACUGUCGGAUCGGUUGAAGCCGGAAAGAAAAAG
Mesorhabditis spiculigera is the source of this 954-nucleotide messenger RNA. NCBI's taxonomy places the organism in Eukaryota, Metazoa, Nematoda, Chromadorea, Rhabditida, Rhabditidae. The record is from the annotation of a GenBank genome assembly.